Messenger RNA from Rubroshorea leprosula, 699 nucleotides. NCBI's taxonomy places the organism in Eukaryota, Viridiplantae, Streptophyta, Magnoliopsida, Malvales, Dipterocarpaceae. The record is from the annotation of a GenBank genome assembly.
UCAUGCCCCUAUCGCGCCCUACCCCCUAUCACCGAACUAGCCAUCACCACGCCCCCUGCUGCCUGCGCCCUUUUGCUGCUGCAGCCGACUCCGCCUCCCUUUUCCUGCACCCCUCGAGCCUACAGCAGCCUACGCCCCCCCUCUGCGCCGCCUCUCUUCUGCAAUCCCCUGCACCAGCCCGGCCCGUGCCUGCUCAAGAAACAAACAAAAAGGGGUAGGAUUGGAAUGCUAGAAAAAAGGGGAUCUCUGCCAUUUUGCUUGGGUAUAAAUAGAGGGUUUUAGGUUAGAAACGAGGGGGGGUCUCCUUUUUUUGGUGUGGUUUUGGGUGUUGACGUUGAAGGAGUCUUUUCAUUUUUUGUGGUUCUGGUGUUGCCGGCGGAGGAAAGGAAGAGUUUUCUGUUGAAAGGGGGGGCUCGGUUUUGUAUCCGGAGUUGACGGAGGGCUUGUUUGCUGUGUCUGCUUUGUUUAGGUAAAUCUUUGAACAGAGGAGUUUUCUGGGAACGGUGGUGAAGGGGAUGAUGGGAGCCUGGUCCCGUGGGUGGGAUCCCUCCCAUCAGCUCUGGAUCCAUCUUACCCAAAAAGCUCUGCCGUGGGUGUUUUUCUUAUUUUUGGUGAAUAUUUCUGCAUCUUUUUGUUUAAUGUUCAAGCUUGUACAUGUUCCGUUUGAAAUUGAAUGAAAAAUCAAAAAAAAUUUGUUCA